GUGCGAGCCAGCAGUUUACAGGAGUUGGUGUAUAAAGGUGGACAGUCGGGUGUAACAAAGGCGUCUGUGACUGUUACGUUUGACAAUUCAGACAGGAGCCAAAGCCCUGUAGGAUAUGAACUCUGUGCUGAAAUAACAGUAACCCGGCAGGUUGUCAUUGGUGGCCGUAACAAGUAUCUGGUGAACGGAAGCAAUGCAAACAACAACCGCGUUCAGGACUUGUUUCGUUCUGUGCAGCUGAAUGUGAACAACCCUCACUUUCUCAUAAUGCAGGGCAGAAUCACCAAAGUGCUCAACAUGAAGCCUCCAGAGAUUUUAUCAAUGAUAGAGGAAGCCGCAGGAACCAGGAUGUAUGAAGCUAAGAAAGCCGGAGCUCACAAGAUAAUUGAGAAAAAGGAUGCUAAGCUGAAGGAAAUAGACACGAUUCUCACAGAGGAGAUAACUCCAACUCUGAUGAAGUUGAAGGAGGAGCGGUCGGCUUACCUUGAGUAUCAGAAGGUGAUGCGUGAGCUGGAGCAUCUCACGAAGCUCGUUGUUGCCUACCAGUUCUACCAGGCAGAGGAGCAGCGGCACGGCUCGGCGGAGAAGCUUAACGAACUGACAGUGAUGAUCACGCAGUUUGAGCAGCGAAAGUGCGAGAUCGACGCACACCUGGAAAAGCUAGAAGAACUGGUUGCUGAGCUGACCGAGAAAAGAGAUGCGGAAUCUGGUGGCGUGAUAGCAGAACUAGAGAAGAGAUUACAUGACAAGAGACAGCAUGAAGCUAAGCAGCAGAGCAGUAUCGACAGCAAGAAGGAGUCAUUGAAGACGGAGCAGAAGAAGAGGAAGGAUCUACUUAAGCAGCAGACUGAGGAUACGAGCAGCAAGCAGGCAAAGAUGAAGGAGAUGGAUAAACUCAUGGAUGGUUAUAACAAGGUGAAGCAGCAGUCAGAGGCUGACCAGGCUGCUCACGCUGCUGCACAGAAGCUGUACCGAGAUGUCAGCGCAGGUUUAUCGAGCAACGAUGAUGGUGAUGCUGCCACGAUUGCUGAACAACUAAUAACUGCGCAGCAAGCUGUGAGUCAGGCUGAGACAGAUACAAAGCAGGCCACCAUGAAGCUGAAGCAUGCCAAGGAUGAGAUCAAGAAGAAGGGUGCAAACUUGAAAGAGACAGAGCGCGUGUACAAGAAGGAACAGGCCAACCAUGAAGCUGUGCAAGCGGAAUUAAAGAAACUGCAGGCUCAGAUGGACAAGUUGGACUAUAGCACUGAAAGUGAAGAAGAACUGACUGCUAAGAGACGAACCCUAGCUAAAGAAGUAAAUGAUUUAUGGGAGACUGUAGAGAAUGCUGAGUCCAGUAUGCCCCAGCUAAGGUUUGAGUACACCGAUCCUGAGAAGAAUUUUGACAGACGUAAGGUCGCUGGCCUCGUUGCUAAACUGGUCAGAGUGAAGGAUGUAACUACAGCCACUGCUCUAGAGGUGGUUGCAGGUGGCAAGUUGUACAAUGUCAUCGUUGACACUGAGCAGACAGGAAAGAAGUUGCUCGAACAUGGCAAACUGAAGCGACGCUACACGAUUAUUCCUCUCAACAAGAUCCAGGCAUAUCCCAUCUCUGACAACGUGGUGAAGACGGCAAAGUCGCUGGUUGGUAAAGACAACGUUCACACGGCGCUCUCGCUCGUCGGCUACGAGGAUGACCUCCACGCCGCCAUGGAAUUUGUCUUCGGCUCGACCUUCAUAUGCGCCAGCAUGGAAGCCGCCAAGAGCGUGACGUUCCACGAGAAGAUCAAGAAGCGCUCGGUGACGUUGGCCGGCGAGACGUAUGACCCGCAAGGGACAUUGUCCGGAGGUGCCCGACCACAGGACAGCUCUGUACUGCAACGCCUGCAGAAGGUGAUCGAGGCGGAGAAUUUACUGAAGCAGAAGCGUGCCGAGUUAAAUCAGAUUGACGCCAAUCUCCAAAAGAUGAACAAAGUCUCGAAGCAGUAUGGACAGCUGAAGCAACAGUAUGACCUUAAGGUGCUCGAGGCAAACGUGAUGCUCUCUAAUCUGCAACAAAGCCGACAUCAGCAGCAACUGACGGAGCUAGAGGCACUGAAGGAAUCUAUUGGUGAGCAGGAGGAAGUUCUUGAACAAGCAAAACAGGUGCACAAGAAAGCAACGCAGAAGGCCAAAGAGCUGGCAAACAAGAUCAGCGAUGCAAAGAACAUUCGCGAACGUGAGCUCAAGAGCACCGAGAAGAAGGUUGCUGACGAGAAGAAAAAGAUGGAGGCAUCCAGCAAGCAGAUGCGGGAGAAGCAGCAGGAAAUGGACACUGUGAAGCUGGAGAUUGAGGAGCUGCAAGCUUCACUGGAUACAUAUGCCAAUCAGCUGACCGCUACUGAUGAGGCCAUAUCUGCUAUAAAUGAGCAGCUGAAGACACUUGAUGAAGCACUUGCUUUGGUCAAGGCCGACAUCGCACAGAUCCAGGGGAAACUUGCAGAGGUGCGAAAAGUGUUGAUGAAACGUAACAAAGAGAUUGCUGAGCAGCAGACACAGCAGGAGGCAUUGCGCAAGGAGCGCCACACGACAGAGCUGCGCGUCACAGAGCUGCAGCAUGACGUCAAGAAGCAGGAGAAGUCAUCGAAAGACAUGGAGGCAAAGGUACAGCAAAUGUUUGAGAGCUAUGACUGGAUCUUAGAGGAGAGGAAGUAUUUUGGCCAGGCCGACACUGCCUAUAACUUUGAAAAGAACAAUCCAAAGGAAGCAUCAAAAAAGUUACAGAAGCUGCAGGAGACUAAAGAGAGACUGGGAAAGACUGUCAACAUGCGAGCCAUGACCAUGCUGGGGAAAGCAGAGGAGCAGUACCAAGAUCUUAUGAAGAAGAAGAAGAUAGUUGAAAAUGAUAAGUUGAAGAUUGCAGCGACAAUUGCUGAGCUGGAUGAAAAAAAGAAUGAGGUUUUGAUGAAAGCGCACAAGCAAGUUAACAAGGAUUUCAGCUCUAUCUUCUCGACGCUGUUACCGGGAAGCUGUGCAAAGCUUGCACCACCCGAGGGACAGUCUGUGCUGGAUGGACUCGAAGUAAAGGUUGCGUUUGGAGACGUGUGGAAGGAGUCCCUAAGCGAGCUUAGUGGUGGACAGAGGUCUCUGGUCGCUCUGUCACUCAUUCUAUCGCUCUUGCUGUUCAAACCGGCACCUCUGUACAUUCUGGACGAGGUUGAUGCUGCACUAGACCUCUCUCACACGCAGAACAUUGGCCAGAUGCUUCAGACGCACUUCAGGCAUUCACAGUUUAUCGUCGUCUCACUGAAGGAUGGCAUGUUCGCCAAUGCCAAUGUUCUCUUCAAGACCAAGUUCGUUGAUGGCGUUUCCACGGUAACCCGCUAUUCGCAGCAGCAGAAUCAGUCACGUGGCAGUGCCCAGCAGAGGAGUGCUGCAUCCAGCAGCCGGCCCACCAAGAAGGUCAGGAAGACCCAUGAUGAGAACCAUCCGCAUCCUUUAGCCGAGAGUACCAACACACAGUGAUCAAACUACUGGUAGAACCUUAGUAGGGUUACUACUGGUACACUACCAACACACAGUGAGAGAGGUGCUGGGACACUACCAAC
Priapulus caudatus is the source of this 3566-nucleotide messenger RNA. RefSeq names its product structural maintenance of chromosomes protein 2-like. Gene Ontology annotation, cellular component: chromosome. Gene Ontology annotation, biological process: chromosome organization. Gene Ontology annotation, molecular function: ATP hydrolysis activity; ATP binding; protein binding. The record is from RefSeq and is a predicted model, not a curated record. NCBI's taxonomy places the organism in Eukaryota, Metazoa, Priapulida, Priapulimorpha, Priapulimorphida, Priapulidae.